Messenger RNA from Antechinus flavipes (yellow-footed antechinus), 4774 nucleotides. RefSeq names its product solute carrier family 52, riboflavin transporter, member 3-like. Lineage: Eukaryota; Metazoa; Chordata; Mammalia; Dasyuromorphia; Dasyuridae. Bases 1394 to 2782 code for a protein of 462 amino acids. The record is from RefSeq and is a predicted model, not a curated record. Gene Ontology annotation, biological process: riboflavin transport. Gene Ontology annotation, molecular function: riboflavin transmembrane transporter activity. The transcript is spliced from 3 exons. Gene Ontology annotation, cellular component: plasma membrane.
AAGAAAUUUUUCUAAACGAGUUGUUUAUCUGCAGUGGCGGAGAGAGUUUCCACAUUCAUGAGGCAGUUUCUGACCAAAAACCUAAAAUGAAUUUAAUUCCUCCCCUUGUCCUGUUCUAGUUUAAGGCUCAUUCGAAGGCUGGGAAAGAGCUUAGCAAAGUAUUGUUACAGGCAGCAGCUGCUUGGCCUCCUAGGUCAUUUCCACUUCAGCCCAGCCUCCCUCUUAUAGUUCUGGCAGGUCCUGGAGGGAGGCCUAGGGGCUCAGGAAGGUGCCUGUGGGUGGAACCGAGAGAGGCAGGGAAUGAGGUGGGCGAAGUUAGCUUCUGCCAGUGGCUGGAAACCUAGUUACAUAUUGUUAUACUCCUCAAUUCACCAACUAUUUUCUCUGUUUCAACACCAGGCUCUUAGUUUCUUUCUUUUUUCUUUUUUUUUUUUUUUUUUUUUUUUGGUUCUCUCCUUCAUUGUGCUCUGCGUCUCUCAUUCUGCUUCUCAUUUCCUCUUUCUUCCUCUCUGACUUUCUCCUCUGACUCUUUCUAACCCUAUCUCUCAUUCACUCUUUUCUCUCUUCCAUGUAUUCUCUGUUCCUUCUAAUAUUUCUCCCUUUUUGCUGAUCAUUCUCUCUUUCAUCCAAGCCCUCUGGCUUUUUCUCACCCAGUGUCUCUCCUUUGUUGAUUCUAUAUUUGUAUCUUCUUUGGUUCUCCGUAGACAUUCAUGUCACAAGGUCCUUUCUGGACAAUUCCCCAAACAAAAGCGUCACUCCAAGUCAAAAUGCACUGCUGGCAACCUCCCCUCUCCCUCGUCCAACCGGCCUCCUCAGUCACAUACAUCCAAGAGGUUGCUUUCUUUCCCCACUACAACCAGAUGUUUGUCCCUCAAUAAUUUUUAAGCUGCCCUCCUCCUGCUUUCCAUCUCAACCUAUUCUUUUUUGUCUCUAUUUGACCACACUCCUCCCACUUCCUCCAUCUCCUCAGAGGUGGAGUUCAUUUUUGUAAUCCAUUGUCAAGCUUCUCUCCCCUGAUGGAUGCUUCCACUUGUUUCCUUCUCUUAGUCUCAGUUUUCUCCUCUGAUCAGAUAUUGAACUAGAUGGCGACAAAGGUUCUUCCUAGUUCGAAUAUCCUUUUCAACUUUGAUUCAUGAUUUUAUGUUGUUCGCACCUCUUCAUCUGCUCUCAUUAAGUCUUGUUGGAGAGGGAGGAGAGUGGAAUGAAUUUGUGCCAAUGAUGAGGGAACAAUUUAUCAUAAUAUUCUCUCUUGAGAUUGGCUGCUAAAAUGUGGGGACAAGGUAUGAAAGCUUUGUGGGUAAAUGCAACAAAUUAUAUCAUUUUCUUCUCCUUUCAAUAGGUGAUUCCCUAGACUCUCCUGAAAAACACCAAGAAAGCUCCCAGAAAGUGACUCAUGUCUCUGUUCACCCACAUAUUAAUCUGCAUCUUUGGCUCUGGCUCUUGGAUUGCCAUCAAUGGCUUAUGGGUAGAGUUGCCUCUGCUGGUAGAAAGACUACCUGAAGGUUGGAAACUACCCUCCUAUAUCACCAUCAUCAUCCAGCUAGCCAAUGUGGGACCCCUCUUCAUCACCCUGCUCCACCGGUUCCGGCCUGGCUGCGUUUCUGAGAUUCCUGUCAUCUAUGUUCUGUUGGCCGUGGGCACAACUGCCUGCUUCCUCUUCGCUUUCCUGUGGGAGAAGACGUCGAUGGUGGCUGGUGUUUCCCAUAGCACAGCCUUCCUGAUCCUUACCUUUAUCUUGUCUCUGGUGGACUGCACCUCCUCUGUCACUUUUCUCCCCUUCAUGGCCAACUUGCCAGCCCAUUACAUGAAUACCCUUUUUGUUGGGGAAGGGCUGAGUGGUCUCCUCCCUGCCAUAGUGGCUCUGAUCCAGGGGUCAGGGACUAAAACUUGUGCCCAAGUUACCAAUAGCUCCAUAAUCACUGAACCAACUAACAUCCCUAAAGUUCCCUUCAUCCCUGAGGAUGUGACCAUGAGCACUGACCUUGUUUCUAGAACACCUAAGCCAGAGAAUUGUUACCUUUCAGCCAAUUUCUCCCCCUUUGUCUUCUUUCUCCUGCUGUCAGUCAUGAUGGCCAGCUGUCUGGCUGCCUUUUUUGCCCUGACACGUAUCUCUAAGCGAUGGGUAUGCUCUGAGAACCACCUGGCUAACCAAGUGAUUCUGAAAUCCUUCAAGUCCCAAGAACCCUCAGAUGGCAAAAGUGACAAAGACAACCGCCCCUCACUGGACCUGCCUGAGGAGAACAAGACUGCCGUCUGGUCACGGGCCCAAUUAGUCUUCAUCUACAUUCUGGUGGCUUUUGUGAAUGCCCUCACCAAUGGAAUCUUCCCCUCUAUUCAUUCCUUUUCCUGCCUGCCCUAUGGUUCCAGGGCCUACCACCUGUCUUCAGUGCUUGGCGUUAUAAUUCACCCCCUGGUUUGUCUCAUUUCUGUGUUCCUACCUGAAAUAUCUCUCUCCUGGCUGGGGAUGAUCACAGUGGUGGGAACCGGUUUUGGAGCCUACAACAUGGCCGCGGCUGUCCUGAGUCCCUGCCCCCCGCUGAAGGGCUCCCACUGGGGAGAGGCCCUCAUUGUUAUCUCUUGGGUGUCAUAUAACGGGAUCCUGAGCUACGUGAAGGUGAUGACUGGGGUGUACCUGCGCAAGGUGGGCCACAGCGCUCUCCUGUGGUGUGGUGCAGCGAUACAACUAGGCUCUGCAAUUGGGGCGAUACUCAUGUUUCCUCUUGUCAACGUGUUGCAAAUUUUUAAGUCCGCCGAUGGAAGCAGCCUGCAGUGUCCCAGCUGAGCGUGCCCUAGGGCAACUUUUCUGGGACCAGGAGAGCCAAAGCCAUGGAAAGGCAAUCACAUCCCUAUCCAAGUUUCCCUCAGACACUGGCACAGGCACUCUCAGGUCUGCUUUCUCUACUCUAUUCUCACCCCAGUAACGUUAAAGCUUCCACAGUUUGAGCCAUCUGGGAAGACUCCACUCCCAGCUCUAAGAGUCAAAGCCACAAAUUCCACAAUUAGCUAGUCAGGAUUUCGGUCACUGUUCUGGGAAACGAUUGUUACUGGCAUUUGGAUACAUGUUCUAUCUGGGGCAAACAAAGAUUAGCCCACAGUCUUCAGGGGCAUAUGGGCUAGCCUAUUGUUAACUGGCUAAGUGACUUGCCUAGGAUCAUUCAAUCAGUAUAUGAUGGAGGGCUUCCUAAUUUUAGUUUUCUUUUUAAAUGUUUUUAAAUUCAAUAGUAUUUUAUUUUUUCAAUUAUAUGCAAAAAUAGUUUUUAACUUCUGUUUUUGUAAGAUUUUGAGUUCCAGGAUUUUUUCUUCUUCUCUCUUCUACCUCCCUCCUACCAGGAUUGCAGACAAUCUGAUAAAGGUUAUACAUGUACAGUCAUUUUAAAGUCUUCAGGUGCAUAUGGGCUAGCCUAUUGUUAACUGGUUAAGUGACUUGCCUAGGGUCAUUCAAUCAGUAUAUGAUGGAGGGCUUCCUAAUUUUAGUUUUCUUUUUAAAUGUUUUUAAAUUCAAUAGUAUUUUAUUUUUUCAAUUAUAUGCAAAAAUAGUUUUUAACUUCCGUUUUUGUAAGAUUUUGAGUUCCAAGAUUUUUUCUUCUUCUCUCUUCUACCUCCUCCUACCAGGAUUGCAGACAAUCUGAUAAAGGUUAUACAUGUACAGUCAUUUUAAACAUAUCUUGUGAAAAAGAAAUCAGAACAAAAGCAGAAAAGUACAAAAAAGAAAAAGCAAACAAAAUAAAAAGGUGGAAAUAGAAUGCUUCAAUCUAUGUUCAGUCUCUAUAGACCUCUCUCUGGAUGCUGAUGGCGUUUUUCAUCCCAAGUCUAUUGGAAUUGUCUUGGAUCAAUGUAUUGCUAAGAAGAGCCAAGUCUAUCAUAGUUGAUCAUCACAAAAUCUUGUAAUUACUGUGUACAAUGUUCUGGUUCACUGCACUCAGCAUCAGUUCAUCUAAGUCUUUUCAAGUUUUUCUGAAGUGAGUAUGCUCAUCAUUUCUUAUAGAACAAUAAUAUUUCUUUACAUUUAUAUACCAUAACUUAUUCAACCAUUUCACAACUGAUGGGCAUCAAUUCAAUUUCCAGUUCCUUGCCAUCACAAAAAGAGUUGCUACAAACAUUUUUGCACAUGUGGGUCCUUUUUCCUCUUUUAUGAUCUUGUUGAGAUACAGACCCAGUAAUAACACUGCUGGAUCAAAGGGUUUACACAGUUUUAUAGCCUUUUGGUUAAAUCUAACUAUGUUACUUUACACUUAUUUUUUCUACUUGAAGUGAGUCAAAGUAUACAUUGUUUAAAUCAAUAAAAUAAAAUUCUUAUUCAAUGUAACAAAUGUGCCCAUUAAAUGCCUAUAAUAUGCAAGAUACUAUGUACUGGAGAUAUAAAGAAGACAUUAAAACAAAAACAACUCUCCUCGGUGAACUUAAAUUCUAAUGGGAUAUUCAUUUUCUAAGUGGAGGUGGCAUUUAAACUGAAUCAUUAAAGAAAGAAUCUAGAAAGGACAUUCCAGGCAAAGAGUCAGCUUGUGCAGGAUGGAUUUUGGAAUGCUGAGUCUGGGGAACAUCUAAGUAGUUCUAUACAUGAAAGUGAGAAAUCUGAAUUAAAUUUGAAAUGUGAAACAUGAAAAACUUUAAAUGCCAGGCUAAAAAUUUGUAUUUUAUCCUAAAGAUGAUAAAAGCCUCUUGAUAUCCCUGGAGAGAAGGGGAUGAAUGACAAACUCAGUGAAGACAGAACUGACAAAGAUCAGUGGAGAUAGCAGAGUAAGUACAGCCAAACUCUCUCCUACAAAGAAUCUGA